UGAGUCAAAGAACGCAUCCAAGAGAAUCACCCCUACCCUGAUUCACAAUUCCCCCAGUUCCCACAUAUUCAAAUCACUCCAACACCAACAAACAACAAACAACAUUCCUUUAUAAGAAAAGUUACAUGACAAAGAUGUGGCCUCUCUGUUCAAAAAACACCACCACCACCUCUUCCACCACCAUGAAGAUGCAACAUGAACCUGCAGCCACCGUGCCACCAAAAUCUUCUUCUGCUGCUGCUGCAAUUACCACCUCAAAAUGUCACUGUUGCUGUUUGGUGACAAAACUGGUGAGAAAGCUCAAGAGACGAAGCCGCAGUACACCACGGCCCGUGAGUGCGAGCAGACAGGGCUCAUUCCAAUGCCGCUAUGAUCCAUUGAGCUAUUCCUUGAACUUUGACACCACUGGUUGUGGAACCUUAUUGGAUGAAGAUUACUACAAGUUCUAUGCAUUUUCUUCAAGGUUUGUUGCAAAUCCAAGAACUUCAUGUCCUGUUCUUCAAGUAGCAGGGAACUCUGCUCAUUAGAAAAAGAAAAGUAAACCACUCUGUGAUAGAUCUUCUCUUUUUCUUUUUCUUUUUCUUUAUGAACUCUGUUUUUUCCCCUGUAUUUUUUUUUCAAAAGAAAUUGUGGGGUUCCUAUUCUUUACCAACCUUAGAAUCUCCGCACUGGCCAAAAUGGUUAUCAUUCACAAAUGUUUACAGUGGAUCGAGGAAUCUAAUGAGUAAGAGAUUAUUGUGUAGCAUGUAUGUAUUGAAUGACCGAUUGAGGAAAUUUUAGAAGGCUAAUUAGUUA
Molecule: messenger RNA, 795 nt
Organism: Lotus japonicus
Lineage: Eukaryota; Viridiplantae; Streptophyta; Magnoliopsida; Fabales; Fabaceae
Exons: 1
Coding region: 126-527 (133 amino acids)
Source: RefSeq, a predicted model, not a curated record